UUCUCGGAAAUUGGACCAACUUAUAAAAUGGGUCCUGUCACAUCUCAAUUAGUUGACGCCGUCAAUAUUUUGCUUAAAGCACGAAACCUUGAUCAAAAAGUCGUUUACGAGAUGCGAUCACUUUUUGAUAAAAAUGAUCAACUUGAAGAUGUCAAGGAAGAGGAAAAUAUAAUGCCGUACAGUUCCGAAGCCGGGAGACUAGGUCAAGCGGCUAUUACCAACACCAUAACUGGGUUGGAUUCUGUAAAAACUUUCCUUUUGCCAAUUUUGAAUGUGGAUUCCGAAGAUUUUGAUAAGAUGUUAGAUACGAUGAGCAAGGAAUUAAAAGAAUUUCAUAGCUAUAAUCAUCUAUGUCGUGUUCACGGCCGUAAAAAGAGUGAAUUAAAUGCAACCAAGUUAUAUUAG
This is a messenger RNA of Acaulospora morrowiae, 405 nucleotides long. Lineage: Eukaryota; Fungi; Glomeromycota; Glomeromycetes; Diversisporales; Acaulosporaceae. The record is from the annotation of a GenBank genome assembly.